Messenger RNA from Daldinia decipiens, 2029 nucleotides. Its product is annotated as Aldehyde/histidinol dehydrogenase. The transcript has 2 exons. Bases 166 to 1767 code for a protein of 533 amino acids. The record is from RefSeq and is a predicted model, not a curated record. Gene Ontology annotation, molecular function: succinate-semialdehyde dehydrogenase (NAD+) activity. Lineage: Eukaryota; Fungi; Ascomycota; Sordariomycetes; Xylariales; Hypoxylaceae. Gene Ontology annotation, biological process: GABA catabolic process.
GUCAUUUUGAGUGUCUUAAAGCCAUUGAAUUUAGAAUCAUUUCGAUGAAUAAGCGUAAACAUCGGGAUAAACCUAUUGGGCUACGAUACGAUACCCUGAUGACUUACAAAUCGAUUAACUUCCGUGAUAGCUUAGGAUUUAAUCAACCGCAUACCUCCUCUCAAGAUGAGUUUCCUCAGGAACUUACAAAGGAGCGUAACAUCUCAAUCGCGACUUGCUGUGAGGUCGAACUUCCAAAGAACAAAUCUUCCACUCAUAAUGACGCGGUUAGCUUCCAGUAGAGCACCAAAGCUCAACGAUCCCUCCCUCUUCAAGACUGAUGUCUGUUAUGUAAACGGAGAAUGGAUCAAGGCAGCGUCGGGUAAAACCUUUGAGGUAUACGACCCGGCCACGGGAGACCUCAUUGGUACCUCUCCUGAGUUUACUGGCAAGGAUACCGAGAACGCUAUCGCUGCAGCAGCAGCGGCGUUCCCUAGUUUUCGGACGAAGACUGGUCGGGAGAAGGCUAGAUUACUACGCAAGUGGUAUGACCUGGUAAUCGAGAACUCUGACGACCUUGCAAAGCUUAUCACGUGGGAGAACGGCAAGCCGUUCGCGGAUGCGAAGGGCGAGGUGACAUACGCUGCUAGUUUUUUCGAAUGGUUCAGCGAGGAAGCGCCCAGAAUAUACGGCGAUUCGAUACCAGCUACCGUACCAGGGAAUAGAGUUGUGACCAUCAAGCAGCCCGUCGGCGUCUGCGGUUUAAUUACGCCAUGGAACUUCCCCGCUGCUAUGGUCACUCGCAAACUCGGCCCUGCUCUAGCGGCUGGCUGUACAGUCGUUGUUAAGGCGCCUGGAGAGACCCCAUUCACCGCCCUCGCCUUGGCCGAGUUAGCACACAGAGCUGGAAUCCCGAAAGGCGUCGUUAACUUCGUGACAACCUUGAAGAACACACCUGAGGUGGGAGAGAUGCUGGCGACCCAUCCUACCGUACGGAAGAUAUCUUUUACAGGAUCGACGGCCGUAGGAAGGCUCCUCAUGAAGCAGGGUUCUCCAACCUUGAAGAUCCUGUCUAUGGAACUGGGAGGUAACGCACCAUUCAUCGUGUUUGACGAUGCCGACGUCGACGCGGCCGUCACAGGUGCUAUAGCCUCCAAAUUCCGCUCGUCCGGCCAAACUUGCGUGUGCGCCAAUAGGAUAUACGUCCAAAAGGGCAUUUACGACGAGUUUGCAAAGAAGUUUGCGGAGAAGGUUAAGGGGUUCAAGGUUGGCAAUGGGUUUGAUGAAGGCAUCACCCACGGACCUCUGAUCCACGACCGCGCUAUCUCGAAAGUAGAGGCUCACAUUAAAGAUGCCGAAGAAAAGGGAGCUAAAGUGGUUGUUGGCGGGCAGAAACUGCCGGACCUGGGAGCUAAUUUCUACCAACCUACCGUCAUCACGGGAAUGACCAAGGACAUGGCUAUCGCGGGCGAGGAGACCUUUGGACCUGUGGCCGGAUUAUUCCCAUUCGCUACGGAGCAAGAAGUAGUAGAUCUAGCAAACUCUGCUGAUGUCGGUCUGGCAGGUUAUUUCUUCUCGCGGGACCUGGAGCGCAUCACAAGGGUGGCCGAAGCGCUAGAAGUAGGAAUGGUGGGCGUCAACACAGGUCUAAUCUCAGACACUGUCACGCCAUUUGGCGGCGUGAAACAAUCUGGAUUCGGUAGGGAAGGAUCUAAGUAUGGUAUCGACGAGUACUUGAACAUCAAGUCGAUAACGUGGGGAGGCAUCAAUAAGCCGCUGCAAAGUUGAAUGUCUAUUACGAUGUAGUUAAUCUAUAAUACUAGCGUUGACGGUUAGAAAAGGGGAAUUGAAGGUCUUUGACAGAUGAAGUCGAAUAAAAUUUAAAUUUAAAUUAGAUCGAGUCAUAUGUAUAAUUAAUUAAAGACAGUUUCUGUCGAUAGUGUCGAUAGUGUCGAUGAUAUGAAGCUAAUAAGAGGCUGCUCUAGCUAUCUGCACUAAAAAAGGAGAAGUUGAAAGUGGGUAUCGCAUACAGUCAUAUCCAUCCCACCUU